CCGACAUUCAAUAAGUUACCUUAAGUACCUAGGUGCCUACCCCGUUACGUUAAUGUCCCUAGUACCUAAGUAACAAUUGCCCCUCCCCCACCAUGGGCUUCGCUUCGCAUUCUUUUUUUGUUACAUCAAAACAUCUCCCGAAACACCAACAACAACAACAAUAAUAAUAAAAACAAAGCCAAGAUUAUAGAUUAUCGUAGCUUUUAUCUACGCUUAGUACACCUAAUUCAAGAUGGCUACGCCUAACAAAGUCUUCUCCCUCGAAGGGAAAGUCUUGAAGCUAGACACGGCUAAAGAUCUCGAGGCGCAUAUCGGUCCGCUAAGGGCUAUGGACGACGUCGAGGAAGUGCGCAUUCUAGGAAACACUCUGGGUGUGGAAGCCUGCAAACUUCUCGGGGAAGUCUUAGCCACCAAGAAAUCACUGAAGGUCGCAAACUUGGCCGACAUAUUUACGGGACGCCUGCUAAACGAGAUUCCUGAGGCUCUAUCCUCUCUGCUCACUUCCAUCCUUAAUUUGCCCAACCUCCAUACCAUCAACCUGAACGACAAUGCUUUCGGCCUCAACACCCAAGCGCCUCUGGUCGCUUUCCUGUCUAGCCACGUGCCGCUCCAGCAUUUAUACCUCAACAACAACGGAUUGGGACCUCAUGCCGGCAUACUUAUUGCCGAUGCCCUUUCGGAGCUUCACGCGAAGAAGGAGGCAGCCAGGAAGGCUGGCCAAGAUGUUCCGUAUCUAGAGACGGUCAUCUGCGGUCGCAACCGAUUGGAAAAUGGCAGCAUGCUUGCUUGGGCGAAGACCUUCAGCCUUCAUAACAGGGUGAAAGAAGUGAAGAUGGUUCAGAACGGUAUCAGGCAAGAAGGGAUCGAACAAUUGCUUACAUCGGGCCUAAACCAUGCUACCGGCCUCAGGAUUCUAGAUCUACAAGACAAUACUUUUACUAUCAAAGGAGCAAGAGCAUUAGCAAAGGUUGUCCCUCUAUGGGCAGACAUACAAGAACUUGGCAUUGGCGACUCGCUUCUUAGCGCCAAAGGAGGCAUCCUCCUCGCUCAGGCCCUUUCCAAGGGUCAGAACCCGAAACUCGAGACGCUUCGUCUGCAAUACAAUGACAUCACUGCCUUAGGUGUUAAAGGCUUUGCAUCGGCAGCUAAGGAAGGUCUCCCGGCGCUGAAGAGGAUUGAACUAAACGGCAACAAGUUCACGGAGGACGACGAGUCUAUUCUAGCUCUACAAGAGCUCCUCGACGAGCGAAAAGAAAAGUUUGGGGGUGACAUUAUUGAUGAAGACACCUGGGGCGUCGACAGUUUGAGUGAUCUCGAGGAUCUGGAUUCGGACGAGGAGGAAGAAGAAGAAGAAGAAGAAGAAGAGGAGGAGAAGGAGGAGGAGGAGGAGAAAGACGAAAUUUCUCCGGAAGAGAAGGCCGAGAAGCUAGUCAAGGACGCCGAGGAAGCUCAAGAACAGCCCACGGCGCAGCGCAAGGACGACGAUGUCGACGCGUUAGCCAAGAAGCUGGCACAAACUGGGAUCUAGCUAGCUUGAUAGAGGCGUGCUUAACCUACUUAAGCGUUUAGGUAGUAGGGUACAUAUAGAUAGUUACGAUCCCUUACACAGAUGGAGAGAGAAUAGGGCUUAAAG
Molecule: messenger RNA, 1633 nt
Organism: Daldinia caldariorum
Lineage: Eukaryota; Fungi; Ascomycota; Sordariomycetes; Xylariales; Hypoxylaceae
Product: RNI-like protein
Exons: 2
Coding region: 233-1528 (431 amino acids)
Biological process (GO): nucleocytoplasmic transport; activation of GTPase activity
Cellular component (GO): perinuclear region of cytoplasm; cytosol; nucleus
Molecular function (GO): small GTPase binding; GTPase activator activity
Source: RefSeq, a predicted model, not a curated record